AUGUCGAAACAAACUUGUGUUGCUACCAAACUCAAGCAAGUGGUUGAAUCACUUUACAAUCCCAAGUUGGCUGAUUCUUGGGAUAAUACUGGUUUGCUAUUGCAAGCACCGUUUUCCAGGGCAGGCGCCAAGUCUGUAUUACUGACGAUCGAUUUGACGGAAAAGGUUGCAGAUGAAGCCAUUUCCAAUAAACUCGUUUCCUCCAUCAUAACCUAUCACCCCAUUAUCUUCCGUGGAUUGAAAGCUAUUACGAUGGAAGAUUCGCAACAAAGGAGCCUGCUGCGUUUAGCUGCUGAGGGCAUUCAUGUUUACUCCCCUCAUACGUGCGUCGAUGCUGCUGCUGAAGGCGUUAACGAUUGGCUAGCCUGGGGAAUUGCCGGUGGAAAAUACCAACUAAAAUCUUCAAAACCAAUUCAGCAGAAUGCUCCCAUGUCUGAAGCUGAAGGAUAUGGUCGUCUUUGUGAAUUUUCCCAACCGGCGAGCCUGCGCGAAGUUAUUGAGCGAGCAAAGAAACUUACCGGUCUUCCUUAUGUCCAAGUGGCCGCUCCAAAGGGCCUUGAUGCUUCAAUCUCAAGCGUUUCCGUCUGUGCCGGAUCUGGUGGUAGUGUACUCGCUGGUACAGAAGCCGAUUUAUACUUUACGGGAGAACUGUCUCACCAUCAGAUUCUUGCCCUCAUUGCUAAAGGGGUGUCUGUUAUUUUGUGCGGCCAUUCCAAUACUGAGCGUGGAUAUCUCAAGGACGUCAUGGCCGAAAAGCUUGCUAAAGCUUUUCGCGAAUCCGAUGUUGAUGCAGAAAUAUUAAUCUCUGCCGAAGACAGAGACCCUCUUACAGUAAUGUAG
Molecule: messenger RNA, 840 nt
Organism: Schizosaccharomyces osmophilus
Lineage: Eukaryota; Fungi; Ascomycota; Schizosaccharomycetes; Schizosaccharomycetales; Schizosaccharomycetaceae
Product: DUF34 family protein
Exons: 4
Coding region: 1-840 (279 amino acids)
Cellular component (GO): mitochondrion; cytoplasm
Source: RefSeq, a predicted model, not a curated record